AUGUCUCAGAUCCUCCGCCCCCUACGAGCAAACCUCGGCACCGUCGCCGCCCUCGGCGCCGGCGCCACCCUAAUCUACGCCUUCGCGAAACCCAAGCCCGCCACCGUCUUCGGCGGCUUCAGCCCGCAAUACCUCCGCCUCGAAGCCGUCGAGCAACUUAACCACAACACCAAGCUCCUGCGCUUCGCCUUCCCCAACCCCGACGACCUCUCCGGCCUCCCACUAACAUCAUCCAUCCUCACCCUCGCCAAACCCACCACCUCCAACCGCCUCCUCCCCACCCUCCGCCCCUACACCCCGCUCACCACCCCCUCCACCCGCGGCCACCUCGACCUCCUCGUCAAGCUCUACCCCGGCGGCCCCCACUCCACCCACCUGCACUCCCUCCAUCCCGGCGACCGCCUCUUCUUCCUAAACCCCCUCCCGAAUCACCCCUGGCAGCCCGGCCGCUACACCCGCAUCGCGUGCAUAGCGGGCGGCGCGGGCGUGACGCCGAUGCUGCAGUUGGUGCGGGGGAUAGUAGAGGGGAAGGAGAAGACGGAGGUGGAUGUGGUGGUCGGGGUGCGGGAGGGGCGGGAUGUGGUGAUGCGGAGGGAGUGGGGGGAGGUGGUGGAGAGGGCGGGGGGAAGGGUGCGGGUGUGGUGGGUGGUUGGGAGGGGGGACGGGGAAGAGGGGGAUAGGGAGGGGUGUGUGACGGCGGGAUUGUUGAGGGAGUUGGGGGUCGAUGGGGGGGAGGAGGGAGGGGGCGGCGGCCAGGAGAUGGUGUUUGUGUGUGGGCCGCCGGGGAUGGAGGAGAUGUUGGUGGGGAAGAAGGGGGGAGGGGGCGGCGGGGGGGUGUUGGCGGAGUUGGGGUUUGGGAAGGAGAGGGUGCAUAGGUUUUGA
Molecule: messenger RNA, 882 nt
Organism: Diplodia corticola
Lineage: Eukaryota; Fungi; Ascomycota; Dothideomycetes; Botryosphaeriales; Botryosphaeriaceae
Product: nadh-cytochrome b5 reductase
Exons: 2
Coding region: 1-882 (293 amino acids)
Biological process (GO): ergosterol biosynthetic process
Molecular function (GO): cytochrome-b5 reductase activity, acting on NAD(P)H
Source: RefSeq, a predicted model, not a curated record